Messenger RNA from Rattus norvegicus (Norway rat), 9201 nucleotides. It is a transcript of the gene Uggt1, whose product is annotated as UDP-glucose glycoprotein glucosyltransferase 1. Gene Ontology annotation, cellular component: endoplasmic reticulum-Golgi intermediate compartment; endoplasmic reticulum lumen. NCBI's taxonomy places the organism in Eukaryota, Metazoa, Chordata, Mammalia, Rodentia, Muridae. Gene Ontology annotation, biological process: UDP-glucosylation; glycoprotein biosynthetic process. Gene Ontology annotation, molecular function: UDP-glucose:glycoprotein glucosyltransferase activity. The record is from RefSeq and is a predicted model, not a curated record.
AGGGGCGGGGCUUAUGCCUCCAAUAUGGCGGCCUCAGGACUCUCUGGCAAAUCCCCGCCCGCACUCGGUAGCCGGAAGUCGUCUUGCCUUCGCCUCUAGGAAGCGGAAGUGUAGGGGCAGCUGGCAACUGGGUUAUUGCUUUGAGAAACCGGCUUGUGAGGAGCGGCGGGAAAGGCGCGUGUCGGCUUCUCACUGGCGCAGCCUCCCCGGCAAUCGCCGCUGCCCCGCCCUGCCCAGACGUCGUUGCAGGCACUGGAGUGGACGAAGCGCGGCCCGGGCAUGUGCAGCCGGGGGGAUGCGAACGCUGCGGGUGCCGCGGCUGCGCGGCGGGUGACAGGGCUCUGUUACAACAUGGGACUCCUGAUUGCACUGGCCUUACUGUGCCUGUUUUCCUUAGCAGAAGCCAAUUCAAAAGCCAUUACCACCUCUCUCACCACUAAGUGGUUUUCUGCUCCACUGCUGCUAGAAGCCAGUGAGUUCCUAGCAGAAGACAGUCAAGAGAAAUUUUGGAGUUUUGUAGAAGCCAGUCAAAACAUUGGAUCAUCAGAUCAACAUGAUACCGACCGUUCCUAUUAUGAUGCCAUAUUGGAAGCUGCGUUUCGGUUCCUGUCACCUCUGCAGCAGAAUUUGUUGAAGUUUUGUCUCUCUCUCCGUUCCUACUCAGCCUCAAUUCAAGCCUUCCAGCAGAUAGCAGUCGACGAGCCUCCACCAGAAGGAUGCAAGUCAUUUCUCUCAGUGCAUGGAAAGCAGACUUGUGAUCUGGGCACUCUUGAGAGCCUUCUGCUGACUGCACCUGACAGACCUAAACCUUUAUUGUUCAAAGGAGAUCACAGAUAUCCCUCAUCAAAUCCUGAAAGUCCAGUGGUCAUUUUUUAUUCUGAGAUUGGCCAUGAAGAAUUUUCUAAUAUUCACCACCAACUUAUAUCAAAAAGCAAUGAAGGAAAAAUUAAUUAUGUGUUCAGACAUUAUAUAUCUAAUCCCAGGAAGGAGCCGGUCCACCUUUCUGGCUAUGGUGUAGAAUUGGCCAUUAAGAGCACGGAGUACAAGGCCAAGGAUGAUACUCAGGUGAAAGGGACCGAGGUAAACACCACAGUCAUUGGGGAGAACGAUCCUAUUGAUGAAGUUCAGGGGUUCCUCUUUGGAAAAUUAAGAGAACUGUACCCCAGCUUGGAAGGACAGUUGAAAGAGUUCCGGAAGCAUCUCGUGGAGAGCACCAAUGAAAUGGCCCCCUUGAAAGUCUGGCAGCUGCAAGACCUCAGUUUCCAGACUGCUGCCCGCAUCUUGGCUGCUCCUGUGGAGUUAGCUCUGGUGGUGAUGAAGGACAUUAGUCAGAACUUUCCUACCAAAGCCAGAGCAAUAACAAAAACAGCUGUGAGCGCACAGCUUAGAGCGGAAGUGGAAGAGAACCAGAAGUAUUUCAAGGGAACUAUAGGAUUACAGCCUGGAGACUCAGCUCUCUUCAUCAACGGACUUCAUAUUGAUUUAGACACCCAGGAUAUCUUCAGUCUGUUUGAUACUCUGAGAAAUGAAGCCCGGGUAAUGGAGGGUCUACAUAGACUAGGAAUAGAAGGCCUUUCUCUACAUAAUAUUUUGAAGCUCAACAUCCAGCCGUCUGAGACUGACUACGCAGUAGACAUCAGGAGUCCUGCUAUUUCCUGGGUCAACAACCUAGAGGUUGAUAGCCGAUAUAACUCAUGGCCUUCAAGUUUACAAGAGUUACUUCGCCCCACGUUUCCUGGCGUUAUACGGCAGAUCAGAAAGAACCUACAUAACAUGGUUUUCAUUGUUGAUCCUGUUCAUGAGACCACGGCAGAGCUGGUUAGCAUAGCCGAGAUGUUCCUCAGCAAUCAUAUACCACUAAGGAUUGGUUUUAUCUUUGUGGUCAAUGAUUCUGAAGAUGUUGAUGGGAUGCAAGAUGCUGGAGUCGCUGUUCUGAGAGCAUAUAAUUAUGUGGGUCAGGAAGUGGAUGGCUACCAUGCCUUCCAGACUCUCACCCAGAUCUACAACAAAGUGAGGACUGGAGAAAAGGUGAAAGUUGAGCAUGUGGUCAGUGUCUUGGAGAAGAAGUACCCGUAUGUUGAAGUGAAUAGCAUUCUGGGGAUUGAUUCUGCUUAUGAUCAGAAUCGGAAGGAAGCCAGAGGCUACUAUGAGCAGACUGGUGUAGGCCCCUUGCCUGUUGUCUUGUUCAAUGGGAUGCCCUUUGAAAAGGAGCAGUUAGACCCCGACGAGCUGGAAACCAUCACAAUGCACAAGAUCUUGGAGACGACCACCUUCUUCCAAAGAGCCGUGUAUUUGGGUGAACUGUCACAUGAUCAAGACGUGGUAGAGUACAUCAUGAAUCAGCCGAAUGUUGUUCCAAGAAUCAACUCUAGGAUUUUGACAGCUAAGCGAGAGUAUCUGGAUCUAACAGCAAGCAAUAAUUUUUAUGUGGAUGACUUUGCCAGAUUUUCUGCCUUGGACUCUCGGGGCAAGACUGCUGCUAUUGCCAACAGUAUGAACUAUCUGACAAAAAAAGAUGAUUCCUUUAUUAGGCCAGUGACUUUUUGGAUUGUUGGAGAUUUUGAUAGCCCUUCUGGGCGGCAGUUAUUAUAUGACGCCAUUAAACAUCAGAAAACCAGUAACAAUGUUAGGAUAAGUAUGAUCAAUAACCCCAGCCGAGAGAUAAGUGACUCAAGCACCCCCGUCUCCAGAGCCAUCUGGGCAGCUCUCCAGACACAGACCUCCAACUCUGCUAAGAACUUCAUCACCAAGAUGGUCAAAGAGGAGACGGCAGAGGCCCUGGCCGCAGGAGUGGACAUUGGGGAAUUCUCUGUCGGGGGCAUGGAUGUCAGUCUUUUUAAAGAGGUCUUUGAGUCUUCCAGAAUGGAUUUCAUUUUGUCUCAUGCCCUGUACUGCAGGGAUGUUCUGAAACUGAAGAAGGGACAGAGAGUGGUGAUCAGCAACGGAAGGAUCAUUGGGCCACUGGAGGACAGUGAGCUCUUCAACCAAGAUGAUUUCCACCUCCUGGAAAAUAUCAUUCUGAAAACAUCGGGACAGAAAAUCAAGUCUCAUAUCCAACAGCUUCGCGUAGAAGAAGAUGUGGCCAGUGAUUUGGUAAUGAAGGUGGAUGCUCUCCUGUCAGCGCAACCCAAAGGAGAGGCGAGGAUCGAGUACCAGUUCUUUGAAGAUAAGCACAGUGCAAUUAAACUGAAGCCCAAAGAAGGGGAGACAUACUAUGAUGUGGUAGCUGUUGUCGACCCUGUCACAAGAGAAGCACAGAGGCUCGCCCCCUUGCUCUUGGUUUUGGCUCAGCUGAUAAACAUGAGUCUGAGAGUAUUCAUGAAUUGCCAAUCCAAGCUUUCCGACAUGCCUUUAAAAAGCUUUUACCGUUAUGUCUUAGAGCCGGAGAUUUCUUUCACUGCAGACAACAGCUUUGCCAAGGGACCAAUAGCAAAGUUUCUGGAUAUGCCUCAGUCUCCGCUGUUUACUUUGAAUUUGAACACACCCGAGAGUUGGAUGGUAGAAUCUGUCAGAACACCCUAUGAUCUUGAUAAUAUUUACCUAGAAGAGGUGGACAGUAUAGUGGCUGCUGAGUAUGAGCUGGAGUAUCUGUUACUGGAAGGUCAUUGUUACGACAUCACCACAGGCCAGCCCCCUCGAGGACUGCAGUUCACGUUAGGAACUUCAGCCAACCCAACAACUGUGGACACAAUCGUGAUGGCCAAUCUGGGAUAUUUUCAGCUCAAAGCCAACCCAGGAGCCUGGAUUCUGAGACUGAGGAAGGGGCGCUCGGAUGACAUUUAUAGGAUCUACAGCCAUGACGGAACAGAUUCCCCUCCUGAUGCAAAUGACGUUGUUGUCAUCCUCAAUAACUUCAAGAGCAAGAUCAUCAAAGUGAAGGUUCAGAAGAAGGCCGACAUGGCUAAUGAAGACUUGCUGAGCGACGGGACGAAUGAGAAUGAGUCUGGAUUCUGGGACUCAUUCAAGUGGGGCUUCUCAGGACAGAAGACUGAGGAAGUAAAGCAAGAUAAGGACGACAUAAUCAAUAUUUUCUCUGUUGCAUCUGGUCAUCUCUACGAAAGGUUUCUUCGCAUCAUGAUGCUAUCAGUCCUGAAGAAUACCAAAACUCCUGUGAAAUUCUGGUUCUUGAAGAAUUAUUUGUCCCCCACAUUUAAGGAGUUUAUACCUUACAUGGCCAAAAAAUACAAUUUCCAGUAUGAGCUUGUUCAGUACAAAUGGCCACGGUGGCUUCACCAGCAGACCGAGAAGCAGCGAAUUAUCUGGGGCUACAAGAUCCUCUUCCUGGAUGUGCUUUUCCCGUUGGUUGUUGACAAAUUCCUCUUUGUGGAUGCUGAUCAGAUUGUGCGGACAGAUCUGAAGGAGUUAAGAGAUUUCAAUUUGGAUGGUGCACCUUACGGUUACACGCCCUUCUGCGACAGCAGGAGAGAGAUGGAUGGCUACCGCUUCUGGAAGUCAGGCUACUGGGCCAGUCAUUUGGCUGGACGAAAGUAUCACAUCAGUGCGCUGUAUGUCGUGGAUCUGAAGAAGUUUAGGAAAAUAGCUGCUGGUGACAGACUCAGAGGACAGUACCAAGGUCUGAGUCAGGAUCCCAACAGUCUUUCAAAUCUUGAUCAAGAUUUGCCCAAUAACAUGAUCCAUCAGGUGCCAAUCAAAUCGCUCCCUCAGGAGUGGCUUUGGUGUGAGACGUGGUGUGAUGAUGCCUCUAAGAAGCGGGCCAAGACCAUCGACCUGUGUAAUAAUCCCAUGACUAAGGAGCCCAAACUGGAGGCUGCUGUGCGGAUCGUCCCUGAGUGGCAAGACUACGACCAGGAGAUCAAGCAGUUGCAGACCCUCUUCCAAGAGGAGAAAGAGUUGGGGACCCUGCAUGAAGAGGAGACACAGGAAGGAUCUCAGAAGCAUGAAGAAUUAUGAUCUCUGGAGGAAGAUAGGGGACCCACGUCUGACAGUUUUGUACUAAAUGCUGUUUUUUUCUGAUCUGUUGAAACAACUGCUGAUGAACUGACUGAUUGGGCAGGUGUAUCACACCUAUUGAUCUGAGCAUUUGAUUAGACUACUGCACCCUAGUGGGUGCUAGAUCCUUGGGGCUAAGGCUCUGUUGGAUUUGUACCUCAGAGGAAGACAAGUGACCGAUCUUCUGGGACUCUCUUCUCGCCAGAGGGAACUGAAAGAAGCCCAGUCCUUCGGUGCCCACAUCCCAGAGCACACAUUGUUGUGCUGGUCCAGGAGCUGGCCAGAAAGGUCACCAUGCUCUUCCUUACCUCAGUUUACCUGCAGCCCUCGCUGCAGUGCAGAUGCCCACCCUGUACCAGGUCAGGCCGGCAGAUGCUUCAUCCAUGCCUCGAGGUCUACGCCAACACGCUCCUCCCAUCUCCUCUCCUCCCCUCCCCUUCCCCUUCCCAAGCAUUGGGCUCCUUGUUUAAUUGAGCCAAACCAAUAAUCAUGUGUCUUCAGGGUUGGCUCAGUACAGUUGCUAAGCAAAUCGGUCUUCAGGAGAACUGGGGUGGUGUGGAUAAGACUGGACAAACAGCAGGUAGCAGAGUUUUGGGAUGUUCAAGGGAAGAUAGAAACAUUGGCCAUUCUCUUCAGUCCACUAUGGCUGAAGUCAAAGGAAGCUUGAUUCUGUUCCCAGUGAACUUUCUAGGUAAUUGUUUUGUAAACAAUUUUUAUAUUUAUGAAAAUGUUUUGCCUUUUCUUCCUACUUUCUAAAAAGCUGUUGGUUAUCAGUUACCUGGCUGGGCAUAGGCGUCCCGAGUCCCUCAGUAACCCCUCUCAGCUUACUCGGCCUCCAUCCGGAUGGUCACCAUUCUGUCUGCCCUUUCCCUUGUAGAGUUUUCUCUCGGACCCUGGAGACUGUGUCUUUGGAUGUUUCUUCCCCCAAGUGCUCUCAGACCUAUGACCAGGAAUGACUCUAUCUCUGGAACUCAGUUUCCUAUACUCUUCUGUCUUUCCCUUUGGCUUUGGCUCUGAGGGUCGGUCACUUUUGGCCUUUGAGACUUGCCAAGGUCCGGUCUGGUUGUAAGGUACCUGCUGCUAUCUGAAACAGCGCCCUUCAUUGCUUUGUGUGUUUUCACAGCCACAGCCCAGCAUCACCUCAGGAGCAGCCUGGGCUGAGGAGCCUUUGAGGGGUUGUUAACCUGGCUGGACAGGUGUAGGUGUGUAGUAUCACCUCUGCCCAGGACUCAGGGAUCUAUGCAGAGAGUAAGUGUUGCUGGGCACCAGGCUGCCUUCCACCUCACAGGGGCAGAUUUAAAAAAUCAGAAGGGAGCUGGGGUGUGGCUCAGUGGCAGACAGAGAGCUUAUCCAGCAAACCCAAGGCCUUGCCUUCUGUCUGGCACUAUACCCCCACAUACACAAAAAAAAUAAAGACUGAAUAUGAGGAAGGAGUACUGUAGGUGACUAAGUCCCCAUCUAUCUAAGUUAGGUUUCAAGGAAGAAUGACCUACCUGAGCCAUGGUUGGGGAUUUGAGUGGACAGUUGUUAAGUAAUAAAUAGCGAGAGACAAAAAAAUAAAUCGAUUGGGAACUCAGAGAACCAGCAUAAAUCCCUUAACUCAGUCAGCUGGAGUUCCCUGCUGAGAGCCCUGGGGAGAGCACAAGUGUCCCCCCUCAGUUGAGGUUUCCAAGUAAAAGAACAAAGAGUGACACUAAAAAUAACAUCAUCCAAUUCGGUGCUCUCAACAUUCCCCAAGAAACCAGCUGGGAAGCUGACACGGUCAGCCAGAGUUUCCCCGGGCGUGCGUCCGUCCAUCCCUCUCCCACUGCAGGCGCUUUCGUGUUGAGGACAGGCUGUAGCUGAGCCCUCUGACCUUGGAAAGGUGUCUGGGGAUAAAUUACUUCCUGGCUGUUUCCAAGGAUGUUGUAUUUUGACUCUUGGAGUAUCAAACUGUUUUGUCAUUUGUUAUGAAGUUGGGGAGGGGCACACAUCCCUAGACAAAGGCCAUGGAGGAUACUUUGAGGUAAACAUGUCCCAUAGCUAGCGUCUUAGCUUAACUAGCACAUUUAUUGAUACAAUGUAUAUUACAACAUGAAUUUUAAAAAUAAAAAAAUUUACCACACAUAUAUCAAGUAAUUAAUUUUUUUGCCCCAUUUUCAAAUCCAAUUGUGAUCUUAAGAUCCAGCCUUUGUUCAGGCUUCAUGUCCACACUGGAUUAAGCUUUCAGGGAUGCCCCACUGCUGUGCCCAACUGUAAGCAGAAACCGUCCUCCUUGUGUCCUAGGAGCCUGGAGUGUUGGGCAGGGAAUAGUCCGUGCUUAUAAAUGCUGGCCCCGGUGACCAGUUUCCUUUUUACCAAGACAUGUGUGCAUCCUCUGUGGAAAAGGAAGAUGUAGGUCCCCUGUGGUCCUUUACCCACUAGUGUGUCACCACCUUGAUGUAUUCACAGUUGAUGCUGGCUUAGCCAGACCCAGCCUGCUUCUAAAGCUGUCCAGGCCCCUCCUCUGCCGGUUCCUUCCUCGCUUCCUGUGGAUUAAUCAUCUCUAUAGAUAAAGCAACUGCCACAAAUGGGAUGCCGCCUUCAAGUGCCCCUCGGAAGGGCAUCCCUGUCAGUUUCACCUGACAUCACCAUGUAAGAGCAUACUGUGACUGAAGAAAGAAAUGAAUUAUUCUCCAAGAAGCAGGAAGUAACUGAUCACAUGGAUUAUUCAGGCUUCUGGAAAGUUCCAAGUUCUUGGCCUGCGUCUAAACGGUUCUUUGACCUCUUGUCAUGUAGGAGUAGAAUUGUUUCCUUUCUGAAUCACUAGGGCAGUGUGACCUGUGACAUGUCAGAGUCACAUGUGCCAGUGUGAGUCGGUUGCUGUGUUCUGUGAAAAGCGGCACGUGACUGGCACCUAGAGCUGCCAGGGCACAGGUCUCCAGAGUCCUGGGCUUAGCCAAAAGCAUACUGGAGGUGCCCAUGUUGAGAUGUGGGUGGACUUCAGAGGAUAGUUGGCAUCGCUGCCCUGGCAGGAGCUGCAUUUCUGGUUGAACGUGAUCGUCUCCGGGCGUGCAUGCACUGCGCUGGGCCUGUCUGGUCAGAAGCAGACUUCACAGCAGGUAUGUUACCUGGUUUUCGUCUGAAUCGCUGAAGGGUGAGCUGAGAGCCCAGAGAUAAAGAAGGAAGAGGAAACCAGGAAGCAAGCUUGACUGGCAUAUUUUAGACUGGUUGGACAUGGUCACCAGCAUGAAGUCGCUCCUCAUGUGCCCUUAUCCUCCAGGACUAAACGGCCUUCUAAAAUUACCCUUCCCAGUUAGAGCUUACUCUCAAAGAAAGGAUGCACUGGAGGCGUUAGGAGGGUGAGCCUGCACUUUUUUUGGGUAGAUCCUAUCUGUCUAGAGGGACAGAUGCUGGCAGCACAGAGCAUGGCUUCCAGGGCUCAGUCUUCUUGAGUUGUUGAGUCCUUGGCUUUAUGGGAUAUUGUGUGGCGACAGAGUCAAUCAAACGGCUCAUCAUACUGUUGUUUAGUAAGUAGGUAGCUGUUUUCUGUUGAGUUUCAUGAGCUCCCGCUUCUCUGCCUUAAGGUACUGAGGACUUCUCAAAUGCUGGAUCAAGCACAUUAAACACUGUCACUCAGGAAGUUACAGAAAUUUCCAGGUGUCUGGAAGGUUCUCCUCUCUCAUUCACUGCUGCUGUCUUGUGUCUCUGUAUAAUAACAGAAAGCUCUUCUGUGUUACAUAACAGUGGUGGAUUGGCCAAGCGUGCAGACUCUCCUCACGGAGUCAUCGUGUGCUGACAGUCUGCAGCAGCAGAUGAGGGUCAGUGCCAAGUAUCCACAUGCCACAGGGAAGCCCAUCAAACCGGGGACAGAGAGCAGGAGACCUCUCCCGAGUCUCCUGGGUCCUUAGCAUGUGGAGGGUCUGUGACCGGCUGUAUGAGCAGGACUUGGCGCCACGGGGUCUUUUCCAGCCUGUUCCCACCACCUUAUUUGUCCCCACUGAACUCUCGACAGAGAACUCGGCACCAUUCCUUUAGCCAGAUGCAAACUACAUUAGCCUAAGAUUGGCAGUUUGGAACAAGAGACUACCAAGCACUCUGUUUUCCUACCAGAAAAGGGAAAAUGGAGACAGAGCUUAGGUUUUAAAAAGAAACUCUGUCCCACCAUCCAUUCAAACCAACACCUCACCUCAUUCAGCGAUGAGGUUAAUGUUGUGGAUGUCUUAGUCCAAUGCAGGUGUCACCGUGAGAGUAAGCUCUGUCCAACACAAUAAAAUCCCUCCUCUCUUCUUA